Messenger RNA from Spinacia oleracea (spinach), 1290 nucleotides. RefSeq names its product magnesium protoporphyrin IX methyltransferase, chloroplastic. Lineage: Eukaryota; Viridiplantae; Streptophyta; Magnoliopsida; Caryophyllales; Amaranthaceae. Gene Ontology annotation, biological process: chlorophyll biosynthetic process. Gene Ontology annotation, molecular function: magnesium protoporphyrin IX methyltransferase activity. The record is from RefSeq and is a predicted model, not a curated record. The coding region runs from base 69 to 1049 and encodes 326 amino acids. The transcript is spliced from 2 exons.
AUUACAUCUUCACUCCCCCAACCCAAAUUGGUUGGUUUUGGUUCAAACAUCCUACCUUUGAAACAAAAAUGGCGGCCUUAGCAACCACCGCACUCUCUCUCUCCACCAUCAACAACCUCAACCGCAACCCAACCCCCACAUUCUCUCUCUUACCCACCACCAAACGCAAACUCUCACUACCACCACCCUCCGCCCUCCCACCACUCCUCUCAGCCAUCACCGACAUCGACACCAGCCCCGCCACACUCGCCGUUAUCGGAGGCGGAUCAGUGGCGGCAUUAGCAGCAAUAAUCACAUUAACAGACCCGGAGAAGCGGCGACAGCAGCAAGCGGAGGUGGUGGGUGGCGGGGACAAGGAGGUUGUAAGGGAGUACUUCAACGGAACGGGGUUUCAACGGUGGAAGAAGAUUUACGGAGAAACGGAUGAUGUGAAUAAAGUUCAGAUGGAUAUUCGUAUUGGACACGCUAAGACGGUUGAGAAUGUGAUGAAGAUGUUAAAGGAGGAUGGCCCACUUGCUGGAGUUACUGUCUGUGAUGCUGGGUGUGGGACCGGCUCUUUGUCUAUUCCUUUAGCUAAGGAAGGAGCUCUUGUUUCUGCUAGUGAUAUUUCUGCUGCUAUGGUUUCUGAAGCUCAGGGCAAGGCAAAACAGGAGCUUCGUAUUGACACUACUGACGCCUCGUCAAAUAUUGUGAUGCCAAAAUUUGAGGUCAGUGAUUUGGAGAGCUUAGGUGGAAAGUAUGAUACAGUUGUCUGUCUUGAUGUUCUCAUACAUUACCCUCAAAAUAAAGCUGAUGCAAUGAUUGGCCACCUCGCUUCAUUGGCUGAGAAUCGACUGAUUUUGAGUUUUGCACCCAAUACAUGGUAUUAUUCCCUCUUGAAGAGAAUAGGGGAGCUAUUUCCAGGGCCUUCAAAAGCCACAAGGGCAUAUUUGCAUGCAGAGGCUGAUGUAGAAAGGGCGUUGCAGAAGGCUGGGUGGAAAAUUAAAAAGAGAGGAUUGAUCACCACACAAUUUUACUUUGCCAAUCUUAUCGAGGCAGUACCUGUUUGAAACACAUUCAAAGGUUAGAUUCAUGUUUAUGUUCUCUGUCAAUCUGUAGUAUUUUUUUGUUUAGUCUUAUGUAAAGUCCUGUGAUUUUAAGUGUAUGUUCAAAUUCUGUAUUAUCAUAAUAUUCUGUAUCCAUCAAGUAUAGGCAAUUCUAACUCUAAUUAGAAAAAGAACAAAAGUUACAGUUUUGUAUGGGAGGCUUUUGUUGUCCAUGAUAAUGAAAAUAAUUAGCUCAUUUUUCUUA